Molecule: messenger RNA, 3750 nt
Organism: Mytilus trossulus (common blue mussel)
Lineage: Eukaryota; Metazoa; Mollusca; Bivalvia; Mytilida; Mytilidae
Exons: 7
Coding region: 127-1059 (310 amino acids)
Biological process (GO): phosphatidylcholine biosynthetic process
Source: RefSeq, a predicted model, not a curated record
GUAAUCAGCCGAUCGAAUUUUAAUUAUCAUUUUCUUUACAUGUGUGAAACGAACUUUGGUCGGAGAGUAAAAGUCAAGUAAUAACGUUUGUUUACCACUUGUGUGUAAUAAUUAAAUGGAUUAGCAAUGGAAGAGGCAGAUACAGCUGUUUCUAUUGAGUACUGCGAACUUCAGAAAACGAAAUCUGAUUCUGAUUCUGCCGAUGAUGUAACGAUAUUCAAGAAGGAACAGAAGAAAAGUCGUCUGAUAGAAAAGACCGUCCAUCUCCUGUCCAUUUUCAUAAUAAUAAGCUUGACACAUGGUGCAGUAUAUACACAAUGGCUAAUUCCAUAUAUUUACACAAUAGUCACACCAAUACUUCUGAUGAUCCGUGUGGUAAUGUAUUGGAAAUUGAAUUACCAGUAUUUCUUGCUAGAUUUCUGUUACUUUGCAAACAUUUUCGUCUUUGUGCAUAUUUGGAUACCUGAUAACGAGACUUUAUUCUUCAUCGUGUUUGGUCUAGCCAACGGACCAUUGAUUUGGGCCAUGUUUGUGUACAGGAAUGCUGUUGUUUUUCACAGUAUAGACAAAGUCACAUCAUCUUAUAUACAUUACCUUCCUCCAUUAGUGUCUUUUGUCGUGCGAUGGUAUCCAGAAUCCACAUCACAAUAUUGGAUGGCUGACUUUAAACCGUCGACCGAAGUUGACGUAAAUAUGGUAGUUGGGUUGACAGCGUUUCCAUUUAUCUGCUUUUUCAUUCACAGUAUUCUAUAUCAUAUCAUCGUCCAAAGAAUAUUGAAACCAACAGAUGAUUACAUUACGAGCUACAGUUACCUCAGUUUAAAAGAAGAUGCUUGUCUCACUAAACUUUUUCACUGUUGUGGUAAAAAACACAAAUGCAUUAUGUUUUAUGUGUUUAACUGGAUAUUUUGUUUGGUGUCAUUGACUGGUGUGAUGCUAUGGUAUAACUUCUACAUAGCUCAUUGUUUUCUAAUGGUAUUUCAAGCAUGCGCAAUCAUCUGGCAAGGAGCCAAUUAUUAUAUGCAUGUCUUUGCAGUUAAGGGAUUCGCUGAUGAAUAGAAAUUGGUCUCCAAAUUUCUGACAUUAUAUGUUUGUAUAUCUGUUUUAAGGCAUAAAUGCAUAAAAAAAAACUUAAAUAACCAACGCUUUAAUCAAACAUGAUAUAAUUCGAUCAAUACAGAGAAAGGUGUUUCGGUCAUAGUUCGAACUUUCCAUACAUAUUUUACCAAGCAAGUGUGGACACAGAUGAGUGUGGAUAGUAUGUCUGGAUGUUUGACAGUGUUUUAUAUGACAAAAGGAGUUUUAUGUUUUCCUAUAUGGUGUUAUUAAUUGCGUUAACUGAGACACUAAUUGCAUUAAUUACCAAAUGAUUAUGAUAGAAUAUGUUCCACAUCUUUGAUUUUGGAUACAUUUUGUAGUUAUUUUAUCAUGUAUUUUUUUCUUAAAUGGGAGAUGAUAUCUGAGAACAUGAAAUAAGGAGCCUGUAAUUCAGUGGUUCUCGUUUGUUUAUGAGUUACAUAUUUUUUUUUUUGUACAUAAAUAAGUUUGUUAGUUUUCUCGUUUGAAUUGUUUUCCAUUGUCAUUUCGGGGCCUUUUAUAGCUGACUAUGCGGUAUGGGUGUUGGUCAUUGUUGAAGGCCGUACGUUGACCUGUAGUAAUUUUUGUGUCAUUUUGGUCUCUUGUGGAGAAUUGUCUCAUUGGCAAUCAUACCACAUCUUUUUUAUAUGUAUUUGCUAACUACACGUAAAUGUAUUUGUAUGGUUCUAUUAUAUUACUUUGUGGCGGAUCGUUAACAUCAUUAGUAAAACCUUAUGCCAAAAUGUCGAAUUGUUUCUCAGAUUAUUUAUUGUUUGAUUAUGGAGUUAAGCUGCCUUACACGAGUACCCUAGAUUUGUGUUCUACCCAAUAAAUGCUGAAAUACGUGCCAUUGUUACUAUCUAGCUGGAUAUUAUGUUAUUUAUAACUAAUUGAAAAAAAAAUUCAUACUUUUAAUUCUGGCGGAUUACAAAAAAUAUGACAAGAAAAACCUUACAUGAUCAUCGAACCGACUACGAAGUUGCACAAAGGAAGGAGAGCACAUUAGGAAUCCUUAUGUAGUUUGUUAUCCCCUGAGCUUUUGGCUAAGAUGUCAUAGAACAAAUGUUUGAAAUAUUUAAUCGCCGAAAAUCUCUAUAAAGACAAGUAGUUUACAUUUUACCAACACAUAAACAGAAAUUACUUUUAUGACACAAAGUUCAUUAUAUCUCGUUGAAAUUUUACGAAAAAGCUCUUAUCUAUCAUAGGGGGAAAAGUAGUAUACAUUUUCCCAGAUGAUGUACUUGUAUUGUAUGUUAUCGCGAAAAUAUUUGUUGUGUAACAAAGUUUGUAAAUCGUUAUUUUCACAAAAUUAUUCGAAUAAUGUUAUUGAUAUAACGAUUUUUUUUUCAAAUCAUUACAACUACAUUUGAAAUGCUGAAAACAGACGUGAAGAUGUAUUGUACAGUAUUGUAUAAUAAUGUAUAUCAGUUUACUGAUAAAUACAGGUUUGAUAAAAGUUUAAUUUCCGUAUUUGUUCUUCAUCAUCUCUCCUUUCGUAUUCUGAACCUUGUACGUGUUUGUGACCUCUUCACUGUGUGGCGUCCCUAUCAUAUUUUCUAACGUUCGAUAAGGAAGGUUGCUCAAAAUUAUCAACAAUCCAGUUCCAUCACCAACAGCGAUAAAGCCUCAAUAGAGAAAUAGACGAACGAAUAUUGAUUUACGGUAUCGAUUAAGGAAAAAGACAAUACGAAGCGAAAAAGACUAAAUGUUGAUAGUAAUAGAAAAAGUGCCGCGUGGCAUCUCGUGCAAACAUUAAUGCGGUGGUUACUUCUUCUACCAAUGUAGCUGGAAUACAAACAGAACUGAGUGUAAUGCAUCCGUUUAAAAACCAAUUAAUCAUGCGGAGUUUCAACCCGACACAUAGGCCAAACCAGGACAGACGCCGUGUUGUGAGUCCCGGCGUCGAGAAUAAAUUAUCAGUGCACAGAAUUCCAAGAUGUCAUUAGAAAACUACCCCAGGCACUUGUUUCUAUCCAUGGGAAAGUCGACGGUGUCUGAGUAAAUAUUGCUUAAAUAAUUGUUUGCUCAUUGGCAAUCAUACCACAUCUCCUUAUUUUUUUUAUAUAUAAAACUCAACAUUUUUACUCUCAAAUUUGUACUUUUUUGCAUCUUUUUUGUUGUGACUUAUAAUAUGUAUAAAUUCCCAAUCUGUUUGCAAUUAUUCUGCCUUGUUUUCUUGCUUAAAAGUUCGUUGACUUUCUCUAUAUUUAACACACUGGGGUUUAUAACUGUGUAGUCUAAUAUCAUGUAGUCUUAUAAUAAAAAUUGGAUGGAGAGUUGUCUAAUUGGCACUCAUACCACAUCUCCUUAUUUGUAUGUAGUAGCAGCUACGAAUUAUGAUAAAUUAGCAUACUAGUAUAACAAUGAUAUCGUAACAUCCCUACACGCCGAGUCUAUGAUUUUGUUGCCGGAUUUUUUUCUGCUUUGUAUGAACUGAUGAGUUAACCCCUUAUCAUCUUAUUUUCAUGCCCCACCUACGAUAGUAGAGGGGCAUAUUAUGUUUUCUGGUCUGUACGUCCGUCUGUCCCACUUCAGGUUGAAGUUUUUGGUCAAGGCAGUUUUUGAUGAAGUUGAUGUCCAAUCAACUUCAAACUUAGAACACAUGUUUCCUAUGAUAUGAACUUUCUAAUUGUAAUGCAAAAUUAUAGUUAAUAUUCCAAUUUCACGGUCCAA